Molecule: messenger RNA, 1551 nt
Organism: Lentinula edodes (shiitake mushroom)
Lineage: Eukaryota; Fungi; Basidiomycota; Agaricomycetes; Agaricales; Omphalotaceae
Product: MFS general substrate transporter
Exons: 10
Coding region: 1-1551 (516 amino acids)
Biological process (GO): transmembrane transport
Molecular function (GO): transmembrane transporter activity
Source: RefSeq, a predicted model, not a curated record
AUGGCAAUAACAGAAGAGAAACCGGAGAGUACUCUUCGUGAGGAUGUCGUUAAUGCCAGCCUUGAGAAGGUCCUUGCUCGCCAUGGACGUGUAGAUCUAGCUCCUCUUCCUUCAGAUCUUCCCGAAGAUCCCCUCAACUGGUCAUCGUUCCGCAAGAAUAUGCUACUAGCAUUGGUAGCCUUUCACGCGUGUCUUGGGCCAUUUUCUGCGGCUUGUGUUAUACCCUCGUUCGAGGAUUUUGUCGUCGAUUUCGGCAUUACAUUGACUGAAGCAUCGUAUCUUGUCUCUGUACCUAUCGUAUUUCUCGGUACAAUUCCACUACUGUGGGCGCCGGUCAGCAAGCGAAUCGGCCGCCGACCCGUCUAUCUUGUGUCCAUGCUACUAUCCUCCGCCCUGCAACUCGCCUCCGCGUACUGCACUACAUAUGGGACAUUGAUGACAUGUCGCGUCCUUGUCAGUGUAUUCAUCUGUCCUCCACAAAGUAUCGGGGCUUCCACAGUUUCGGAAGUGUUUUUUGUGCACCAGAAAGGUCAGAAGAUGGGGAUCUGGGCAUUAUUGGUAUCGGUUGGGCCGACCAUUGCGCCGUUAAUCAUGGGCCCACUCGUUUACCACACAGGACAAUGGCAAUGGACGUUUUACUUCCUCGCUAUCAUCAACUUUGCCCACUUCGUCUUAUACAUAUUCUUCUGUCCCGAAACCUUAUUCGAUCGACCUGAACGGUCCAAGAUUGGUUCCCCCGAAACUACUAUGGAUGAAGAGACCAAUACUGGAAAAUGGUACACUCCAUAUACGACUUUCCGUAUACACAGUACAGAGCCGUGGAUCAGGCUGCCUCUGGAUGUCAUUUCGCCUCUACGGUUUCUACUGAAGCCGACGAUUUUGCUCCCCGGUCUUGCAUAUGCAAUCACAUUCACAUAUACUAAUGCUACGCUUUUAGGGCAGAAGUAUCUUCUCAAUACGCAACAAGUUGGUUUGCAGUUCGUUGCUCCGUUCCUCGGGGCACUGCUGGGAGAGCCUAUCGCUGGAUACGGUUCGGAUAGAUGGAUGCAGUAUCGCGUUAGAAAAGCUGGUGGAGAAAGAGAACCGGAAUGGAGACUUCCUUUUGCCAUUCCUGGGUUCUUAAUCGCUAUCGUAGGGCUAAUGAUCUUCGGAGUACAACUCCAGAAUACACGAGCUGGAGUGUGGAAUGUGACGCCGGAUGUAGGAUCUGGGAUUGCGUUGUUCGGGCUACAGCUUGUCACCACUGUUUGCACAACCUAUGCCAUCGAAUCCCAACCUGGGCAUACAGGACAGGCAGCUUUGAUGGUCGCAUUCAUCAGACAAAUGUAUGCUUUCACUGGCCCAUUCUACUUCACACUGCAGUUUGACUCCAUGGGGACUGUGAAUGCAUGUGGUCUUCUUUCUGGGUUGAUUGCAAUCGGGAUGUGCUUCGUCAUCAUAUGUAUGAUAUUUGGCAGAUCUUGGCGUAAAGGAGAGGAAGUCACCAAUGAUUCUGGAGAUCGGGAGAGUGCUAUCGCUGGGAUUUUAAGCGAUGAAAAGGUGAAAGUUUAA